Messenger RNA from Carassius auratus (goldfish), 1397 nucleotides. It is a transcript of the gene spc24, whose product is annotated as SPC24 component of NDC80 kinetochore complex. Bases 26 to 778 code for a protein of 250 amino acids. Gene Ontology annotation, molecular function: microtubule binding. Gene Ontology annotation, cellular component: Ndc80 complex. Lineage: Eukaryota; Metazoa; Chordata; Actinopteri; Cypriniformes; Cyprinidae. The transcript is spliced from 6 exons. The record is from RefSeq and is a predicted model, not a curated record. Gene Ontology annotation, biological process: chromosome segregation.
AUAUAUAAUUAAGCGUAUUAAAAUAAUGAUCACGAUUAAGUGGAAACAAAAGCUUGAAUUACUCAAGCUGGUUUCUUAUUCAGGCGCGUUUCUGGAAAGCGCGCCAAGCAGCCGCCAGUUUGAAAUCCGGAUAAACAACGCGUGUGUUGGAAGCGUUAUUAAUGCAGACAUGUCCCAGAACGAUGCGAUGCAUGACGAUGACCUUGAGAAGUCAGGGGAAGCACUGAUCGAGUUCAUCAAGAGCAGUAAGGCAGAGAGCGUGCUUCGAGGAGCGAGAGAGAAGCUGCAGGAGUUCUUCGACCACCACAUCAAGACCAAGAAGACCACAACCGAGCUCUUAAACGAUCUCGUGCAUGCAGAGGAAGUGGUGGGCCAGAAGCUUCUGGAUUUGGAGCGGCAGAAGAGUCAGAUGGCGCAGGAGAUCGAGAGGAUGGAGCAGGAGGUACAGCGGAGCCUCUCCAAAAGCCAAAUCCUGGACUCAGAGCAGGAAUUCUUGCAGAAGGAGUUGGAAAGACUCCGAGAAACUGAGCAGGAAAUUCAAACUCUGCAACAGGAAGUGGAUGAGGACACAACUGAGGUCAUUCCUUCAGCCAUAUACGUCGCUCAGCUCUACUUUAAAGUAACCAAGAUCAAGCUGGAGGUGGACACAGAGCCGCACAUCCUGAGGGGAGUUCACUACGGUGCGGAUGUGGCAACCCCCAUCAACAUAGACACAUCCACCCGCUCGCCCUGUGAGAUCAGCGAUGACCUGUGGAGCCUGGUUAAUACUGAAUGGUAGAGCUGGUGCACAUGCACACUGUUAGCUCAAUUGUUUUUAUGCCUAUGUAUAUAUAUAUAUAUAUGCAUGUGUCUUGUUAUUCUGUUAAUAAAGUUGCCCCCUUUGCAUCACACACCACAAGAUGUCACUGUGCAUUCACAAAGUUCCCCUCACAGCCUGAAAAUGCAUGUUUUGCGUUACUAUAAAUGCAUUUGGUGUUAUAAUUUGCUCUUUGUUAAACGGCUCACCUGCUGUUUCCAUAGAGCAGUGAAUUUCCUAUGAAAUUUUAAAUCAGUUUUUGAAAAUGUUGUAAUGAGAUUAAGUACUCGUUUUGAAUACUAAUUAAGAGGGAGAUUUCUCAGGACUUCUGAAAAAAGGGCAAAGAAAAAUUGUUUCUGUAAAAAGGACAUGCAAAAUAUUUCAGAAGAUAGGAGUAGAUGGGUUGUAACUUGCAUUAACAUGAAAGCGAGCUUCUCUUUCUGUUUUUCUUUUUUUGUUUGUUCGUACUGCUUUUUUGUUUCAGUCUUGGUUUUCUUAAUCCUUCAAAGUUACUUUUAUUGUACUUUUUUUUUUUUUGCUGGCAGACAAAAUCCUAAUAGGAUUUACUGACAUUAAAAAAAAAGAAAAACCUUUGAACUGA